AGAAACGGUGCUGACUACGCAGUUUAUAUAAACACUGGACAAGAAUUUGACGGGAGCGAUUCUGGUGCAAGACCUGAUGAAGCUGUUAGCUGGGGUAAAAUUAAGAUGGCUGCUGAACCUGUUAAG
Messenger RNA from Racocetra fulgida, 126 nucleotides. Lineage: Eukaryota; Fungi; Glomeromycota; Glomeromycetes; Diversisporales; Gigasporaceae. The record is from the annotation of a GenBank genome assembly.